Molecule: messenger RNA, 372 nt
Organism: Blastomyces dermatitidis ER-3
Lineage: Eukaryota; Fungi; Ascomycota; Eurotiomycetes; Onygenales; Ajellomycetaceae
Exons: 4
Coding region: 1-372 (123 amino acids)
Source: RefSeq, a predicted model, not a curated record
AUGUCAACAGCAUACAAAACCACCGCUGCUAUGUUCGCACUGCUCGCAGUUGGCCAUACGCUUGCGAGCAAAUCGUUCAUGAGUGAUCCGCAGUUCAAGGGCCUGCCACGGCAUGUGGGCGCCUUUUCGAGAGCUGGGUGGUAUCAGGGAAGCAUCUUCUUUCUCAUUGUUGCAUUAACCAACUACCGCUGGUCCCAAUCGGCGCAGGGUGCCCUAUCCGAUCCAAUUGAAAAAGGCAUCGCCGCUCUAACGUCCAUCCUCUGCUUCGGUACAUCCGCAUGGUACAACAAGAAUGGUAUUAGAGACACAGCAGCCGUUGUUGGGUUUGCUGGCAUGGUGCAGAGUUAUGCUGCUUUUCUCUCGAAAGCAUGA